Messenger RNA from Panthera uncia (snow leopard), 3407 nucleotides. It is a transcript of the gene TMEM121B, whose product is annotated as transmembrane protein 121B. Bases 1 to 1779 code for a protein of 592 amino acids. The record is from RefSeq and is a predicted model, not a curated record. The transcript has a single exon. Lineage: Eukaryota; Metazoa; Chordata; Mammalia; Carnivora; Felidae.
AUGCACCCAGCGCUCGGCAACCCCCGCUCGGUCUCGUCCUCGUCCGGCUCCUUCCCGCCGCCCCCCGCCGCCGCCCGGCUGCAGCCCCUUUUCCUCCGGGGGGGUUCCUCCCGCGACCGGAGAGGCUCGGGCGACAGCAGCACCAGCACCAGCACCAGCCGGGGGGGAGGCGGCGGCAGACGCGGCGGGGGCGGCGGCGGCGGCGGCGGCUCCCGCUCCCCCAGCAGCAGCACCGGCGCCGAGCGAGAGGACGACGACGAGAGCAUCAGCAUCAGCAAGCCGCUGGUGCCAGCCACCGCCGCCGGGCUCCCGGGACCCCCGGCUCAGGGGGGCGCCCCAGCCGCCGACCCCGCGCCCGCCGCCUUCUCCUCCUCGGCCGCCACCUCCUCCUCCACCUCCACGCCCACCUCCUCCUGCAGCAUGACAGCCGCGGACUUUGGCGGGGGCGCGGCGGCCGGGGCCGUCGGGGGCCCCGGGGGCCGCUCGGCUGGGGGCGCGGGCGGCACCGGGACAGGCAGCGGCACCUCCUGCUGCUCGUGUUGCUGCUGCUGCGGUCGCCCGACCCGGUCGGGCCGUAGGAGUCGACGCCGCGGCUGCGCCCCCAGCCCGGGGUGCCGCUGGGGCUACCAGGCGCUGUCCGUGGUGCUGCUGCUGGCGCAGGGCGGUCUGCUGGACCUGUACCUCAUCGCCGUCACCGACCUGUACUGGUGCUCCUGGAUCGCCACUGACCUGGUGGUGGUGGUGGGCUGGGCCAUUUUCUUCGCCAAGAACAGCCGGGGCCGUCGGGGCGGCAUGGCGAGCGGCGCGCACAACCACCACCAGCACCACCACCACGCCGCGCCGCCCCUGCACCUGCCCGCCUCCUCCGCAGCCUCCGCCGGGGCUGCGGCAGGGGCCAAGGCGCGCAGCGGCCGCGGGGGCGCCGGUGGCCCGGGGGGCGGCCCGGGGGCUGUCGGGUCAGCGGGCGAGUUCGCCUUUGCCUACCUGGCCUGGCUCAUCUACUCCAUCGCCUUCACGCCCAAGGUGGUGCUCAUCCUGGGCACGUCCAUCCUGGACCUCAUAGAGCUGCGCGCCCCCUUCGGCACCACGGGCUUCCGCAUCACCAUGGCGCUGUCCGUGCCCUUGCUCUACAGCCUGGUGCGGGCCAUCAGCGAGGCUGGCGCCCCCCCUGGCUCGGCGGGACCCCUACUCUUGCAGCCCCAGCAGCACCGAGCCGCCGGCUGCUUCCUGGGCACGUGUCUGGACCUGCUCGACAGCUUCACCUUGGUGGAGCUGAUGCUGGAAGGCCGCGUGCCGCUACCCGCGCACCUGCGCUACCUGCUCAUCGCCGUCUACUUCCUCACCCUCUCCUCGCCGGUGCUCUGGCUUUACGAGCUCAACGCCGCAGCGGCAGCUUCGUCCUGGGGCCAGGCUUCAGGGCCGGGCAGCUGUAGCCGCCUUCUGCGACUGCUGGGUGGCUGCCUGGUGGACGUGCCCUUGUUGGCGCUGCGCUGCCUCCUGGUGGUGAGCUACCAGCAGCCCCUCUCCAUCUUCAUGCUCAAGAACCUCUUCUUCCUAGGCUGCCGCGGCCUGGAAGCCUUAGAGGGCUGUUGGGACCGGGGGAGUCGGGCCUCCCCCAGUCGGGGGAGAGGGGGCUAUGGCGCUCCGCCCUCUGCCCCACCGCCGCCGCCACCACCACCACCACCUCAGGGAGUCUCUCAGCUGGGCCACUGCAUCUCGGAGAAUGAGGGAGGAGCCCAUGGCUAUGUCAAUACCCUGGCAGUGGCCUCCCAGAAUUGAGGAGGGAUAAAGGAGAGGGGCUUACUUUGGGCUUGAGAGACCCCAGCCCCCUAUCCUCUGACCUUCUCUCACCCAGAUUUGAUCAGGCUCCAUUUGGAAAAGGUAACUGUCAAUAGGGCUAAGGGCCAGUGUGUCCUUCUGCACCCUGUGAGUCAAGACUGCUUGGAGGGAGACCAGCCGCUAAUGAUGAAGGAGGAAGGUCCACUUACUCGAUUCUCCCUUCUCCAUAUCCUACUCUAAUCUAGCCUCCAGGGGGCUGGAUACCUCUGCUUCUUGCUUUUCCCACUGCCAUCCUAAUUCCUGUCCAUUGUGGGGGAGCAUGGAGUAAAGGGGGUGCCCAGGCAGGGGGUGCUGGGCCUUAAGCCUUCCCUCUUGCUUGGAAGUGCCAGCUUCUUAUAGGCUGUGGUUAGUGGUCACUGUCCCAUGCCUUGAAGCUGACCCGGAAUCCACUGUUCCCCUAAUGUGUCUAUUGGAUUUUUUUUCCCCCAGAUAGUAGAUGCAAAGUCUGUGUUUGUCUCUGUGUGUAUAGUGUUGUUUUCUUGUGUCCACACUGUGACCCCUUGCAAUCAGUAGAUCUGGGAGGCCCUGCCCUCCCCACCACACAUAUGACCACUCUCUUCAUUGCUACCUGAAUUUGUGGCCCUGAAUUCCCAGAAAGAGCUGGGCUCCUGGGAGUUGCCCAGUUGCUCUCCUCCGAGGGAGAAGCUCACCCAGGACCUUCCUCAAUUCUACUCCUCUCUUCUCAGCUUGGGGAGGAGAGGGUCCCUACUCUAAGGACCAAACCACACCCUUUCUUGGGUGAGUGAGCAUUUCUACCUCCGUGCUUUCAACUUUUGUAGCAUCAUGUGCUGAUGCUGCUUGCAAAAAAUAAAGGCAAAAUACUCAGAAGUUGCAUUCAACAUGGCCACUGGAUCCAGCUGGGGUUUGGUGCCAGUCUUAUUACAGGGUCUGUGGAGUAUCAGCCAUUGGCUUGCCCUCCCUGUCUCCUUCCCUUUGCACCUGGAACUCUUAUCCUUCCUGAGGUUUGUUGCUGACUGGUUCAGAUCUUGGCUCAGAACAAAAGCUUUGGUGGGGUUCCUGGAUAGAUGUGAAGUUGGGGCUCCCAUCGGCUCAAGGAAAUCCAAUUCCCCAUCUGUCCUUCCUCUAGGAAGCCUGGUGUGUAUCAGAAAGUGUGGUGAUGACCUUUGUCCUCGGCUCUGGUUAAGAGAAUUUCUACGGAGAAGGCAGGCUGCAUAGAGAGGCUGGGCAAAUCUUACCUCCGCCCUGCCUUCCUCCCUAGUAUUCUCGCUGAGGUUGAUGACGAGGGACACCCAGGGGUUGCCCACUUAUACUCUCUACGUGGGAUCUCACUCUUGGAAUCUUUGAGGCAGGAUAAGUGUUUUUAGGGGAGUUAUGAGUGCAGGAGGGCAGCUGGCAGCAAGGCCAGGAAAUACUCAUUUUCUUCCACCCCAAAAUAAGAUGGGGUGGUGCUAUAAGAAUUUUUGUUUUCCCCUCCCCAACUUCUUAUGCUUGAGAAGUCUUGUGUGGUUUAGUGAACCCUGGACAAAAGACUAGAAGUCACGGACUGUAGUUUUGACUCUGUCACUCACUAGCUUUGAGUGACAUGUCACUUGCUUUCUGAGCCUCAG